Daldinia caldariorum is the source of this 839-nucleotide messenger RNA. RefSeq lists its product as uncharacterized. Lineage: Eukaryota; Fungi; Ascomycota; Sordariomycetes; Xylariales; Hypoxylaceae. The record is from RefSeq and is a predicted model, not a curated record. The coding region runs from base 9 to 839 and encodes 276 amino acids. The transcript has a single exon.
UAGGGUUAAUGGCAAAUAGGAGGGACCAUCACUUCAUCGAACCACAAGCAUUAUACGACGCAGCUCCUAAUCUCGACACUAUAUAUUCCUGUGAAGGACAAGGUUUGUGGUACGCAAGGGAACCUCGACAAUUUUUCAAUGUCAGAAGACUAGCCAUAUCGGGUCUUUUCCCUGAAUCAUUGGGCGAUUUGCUACUUCAUGGUCCGAAGGUCGAGGAGUUAGAAUACUACUUUGAACGUGACAAUGAUUUCACCAUCGAUAACCUAGCCUAUAUGCUAGCGCCUGUUGAGAGAACGCUCAAGAGAUUCUGCUUCAGUUACCUACCGGCCCACUCAGGAGAAAUGGCCUUCGAACCGUGUCCAGUUUGGAUGGAGCAUCCUCACUCAUUUAAUCCUCCGUUCAACAAGACCCUCCAAGAUUUCUCUAAUCUGGAGGAGUUGAUUAUUGAUUGUCAUUUCCUAUAUAGAUGGAGCGAUCGCGAACAAGUGGAUGGGCUUGUCACGCUUCUCCCGCCCUCAAUUCGCAAGCUUCGAAUUUUAUAUCUUUAUAAAGGCAUAUUCACGUCUCUCUCGCGACUUGCGGAAAUGGCACCUGGAUACUUCCCACUCCUUGAAGAUGUUACGCUCAGCCUUGCAGAAUGGACAGAUCCAAUACACAAGUCUAAUAUCGAGAAAAAAUUGCGCGUUGGUCAGUUGUUUCAGCAAUCCGGGAUAAGAUUUUCGGUGGAAGAGGACUUGGUAGGGGCAGACUCUAGAACUAUAAUCCCUGGUGCUAUGCCAGGGUCAAAGUUGAUACCUGCGCCCCGAAUGAUGGACGAAAAUUCGAGGAUCUGGAACUGA